AAUCUCAGACUCUUUGCUUUGGCUCUCCUCGCCGCUUUGAAGUUUCGCCGUGGCGGAGGGAUGAUGCAUGUUCGCAUCGCGGUGAUUGGGAGAGAGCACGGGGGCAAUGAUGUGAGUGAUUAUAUUUUGAUUGCAUUGCUCACUGUGGUUGGUUGUACGUACGGACCGCGGAGGACUGCAGACCUGGACGACUGCAAAACUGGAGGACUGCAGAGCUGCAGAGCUGGAGAACUGGGGACGGCAUUGCUCACUUAGUACAAUAACCGGCACGUCGUCUGCCAGUCUGCUGAAACAGUAAUUUUUUGUGUGCCGUGUUCUUCGUUUGUUGUCGUUUGUUUUGUUCCCGCUCUAUCGCUAUCUUCGCCCCAAGUUCGCCCCAAGUCCGCUCCAGCUUUAUAGCCCACCACCACCAUCACCACCACCGCCGCUCACGUAUUCGCAUUCAGCUUUUGAUGGUAAUUUGCCAGGCAGGCGGAGGGCGGCAGGGCGCACAGUCGGAUGGGGAAACCUCAGUGAGAGUGCUUUUCCUUCCAUCCAGUCCAGAGUGCCAGAGUGCCAGUGCCAGUGGCAGAGCAGAGCUGAGCUGCUCCAGUGGUAGUGGUGGUGGCGAAGCCAGUGUCGUCGCCGGAGCUUAUAACGAGCGUAGUUCUUGCGCAGAGUUUAUUGCCGACAGUUGGCGCGAUCUUGUUUGCCGUCGCUUCUUGUCGCUAUCUCGUCCAUAUCACACAUCGCCAUGCCGCAUCGCCACCGUGCCCCCAAUGGAUGUUCCUUGCUAGCAGUUCCUCUAACUGUUCCCGCUUCUGUUCCUGCGACGGCACGCGGCACUGCUCCUCAAUACGGCGCAUGCAUUUAGGAUAUUCAUACGUGUGACGGACGAAUAAUACGGAGUGAUUAGCAAGUGCUUGAGUGCAUUCAUAAAUCAAGUUAGCCCGCAAAUAUGUAACACUGUGAUGUGCGGAGCAAAUUGAGCCGAAAACAUUGUGUAAUAAUGCCCCGGCCCUCGCGAGAAUCCUACGGCGAACAGAAGCCCCCCUAUUCGUACAUUUCGCUGACGGCCAUGGCCAUCUGGAGUUCGCCGGAGAAAAUGCUGCCGCUCAGCGAUAUCUACAAGUUUAUCACGGACCGAUUUCCGUACUACCGCAAGAACACCCAGCGCUGGCAGAAUUCGCUGAGGCACAAUCUCAGCUUCAACGAUUGCUUCAUCAAGGUGCCCCGACGGCCGGACAGACCCGGCAAGGGAGCCUACUGGGCACUGCAUCCGCAGGCCUUCGAUAUGUUCGAAAACGGCAGCCUGCUCCGGCGGAGGAAGCGCUUCAAGCUGCACAAGAACGACAAGGAUCUGCUCAACGAGGAGCUGACUGCCCUGGCGAACCUCAAUAGGUUCUUCUUCACCACCCGCAACGGAGGCAGUGCAGCGCACAUGUCGCCGCUGGACAUGAACAAUGCGGCCGCCAUGAGACUGGAUCCACUGCCCAGGAGCACGGCACACAUGCCUAAUUCCCUGGGUCCAGGUGUGCCACUGCCGCACGUAAUGCCCGCCUCCAUGUCCGGUGCGGAUCACACGAAUCUGGCGGACAUGGGACUGACCAAUCUGCCCGCGCUAACCAGUUCCGAGAUCGAGGGUCCGCUGAGCCUGCGACCCAAGCGAUCCUUUACGAUAGAGAGCCUGAUCACGCCCGACAAGCCGGAACAUCCGUCGGAGGACGAGGACGACGAGGAUGACCGCGUCGACAUCGAUGUGGUCGAGUGCAGCGGUAUGAGCCGCUAUCCCACAACGCCCGCCGCCUCCGAGGAGUAUCUGUCCGCCAGCCGAUCGAGCCGGACGGAGGAUCCCCUGCCGCCGAUGCACACGAUCAACGCCGGUGCCCACGUGCCCUUUCUGCACUACGCCACGGGCGCCAAUGUGGCCGGACUGCCAGCGACGGGAAUUCCCAGCAGCCCCACCACCUACGAGCUGGCCAUCUCGCAUCCGCUCUUCAUGAUGGCGGCGCCCAUUGCCAACAUGCACAACAUAUACUACAAUAAUGUUACCCUCGUCGCUCCGGCGCAGCAAUAUCGGAGCCCCGAGGUGCAGAAUAGAAUAGACAACGAUAUGCGUACGAUAUAGAUAAGUGGCAACAAGCAGGGUAGUAACGAAACACACCUAUGUACUAUAUAGCAUUAUUUAUGAACGAUAUAUGUAUAUGUAUAUUUAUGUAUGUAUAUCCAUCCAAACGUAGUUCCUUUUGUAUUAAGAUUAAUUGUAAUAGGACCAAAACAUAUGGUAUACAUUCAUAGGCGUAGAAAGGCUUGUAAAUACAAUUUUAUUAGCUUGUAUCACAUAUCCGUACUAGUAAAUUAUUUAUUUUAUUUCUAUCGAACCUAGUGCAUAGAUCGAUCCUUUUGUGAAGAAUAUAAACAUUUAAACAACUUAAA
Molecule: messenger RNA, 2415 nt
Organism: Drosophila simulans
Lineage: Eukaryota; Metazoa; Arthropoda; Insecta; Diptera; Drosophilidae
Gene: fd96Ca
Product: fork head domain-containing protein FD4
Exons: 1
Coding region: 989-2107 (372 amino acids)
Biological process (GO): cell differentiation; regulation of transcription by RNA polymerase II; anatomical structure morphogenesis
Molecular function (GO): DNA-binding transcription factor activity, RNA polymerase II-specific; RNA polymerase II cis-regulatory region sequence-specific DNA binding
Source: RefSeq, a predicted model, not a curated record